AUGUUGGUGCAACCUUCAAUGCAGAUAUUGGGUCAGUGGCCAGGUCAGCUGGACCCUAUGUUGGAUUCAGAACCGCUACGAGUCUACGGGCCACGGCCUACUAUUAUUUUCUACAUCAACUACGCUGGUCAUGAAGCUAGACGUUCAAUGGAAGUUAAUAACGUAGCGUAUGCGAGAAUAAAAGAAGAAGAAAAUUCAUGCAAUUCUGGAAUUGAAUUGCCGUUACAGGAAGAAUCCGUUCCUCAAAGCCCUAGCAAUGGCGAAUCAUGGAAAAGGCUGCUGAAGCUGAUCGCCAUUUGCGUCUCUUUGGCAAUUCUGGCAAUACCUACAAUCAAAUGGAUUGGACCCUUUGCAUUGAGAAAGGUUGUUGUCCCCCUAAUAAAAUGGGAGGCACAGGCAUUUAACAGUUUCGAGCGCGUAAUUGUAAUCUUUGCUUCAUUAUCUCUAUUCCCAGUCGUAUGUUUGCCAUCCACACCUUCAAUAUGGGUGGCAGGGAUGGCUUUCGGCUACGGAAAUGGAUUUCUACUAGUUAUGGCUGGGGUAGCUGUCGGUGUAUCAUUACCAUAUUUUAUUGGUUCUAUCUUUCACACCAAAAUCCAAGGGCUGUUAGAGAAACAUCCAAAGCAUGCUUCUAUAUUGAGACUAGCAGGAGAAGGAAACUGGCUUCAUCAAUUCCAAGCUGUUACCUUGAUUAGAAUCACACCGUUACCCUAUGUUAUAUAUAACUACGCUGUUGUGGCUACCAAUGUCAAUUACUGUCCUUACUUGUUGGGGACAUUGGUGGGGAUGGUCCCUGAAGUUUUUGUUGCACUCUACAGUGGGAUUUUGAUACGAUCCUUUGCAGAGGCAACACAAGAUAAGAAAACCCUUUCUACGAGACAGAUGAUAUUCAACGUUGUGGGGUUUUGUGCAUCUUUGACGGCUACAAUUUUCAUUGGCAUUCACAUCAAGAGGCGACUUGAUCCGCAACAUGAGGAAGAGUUAAUAUCAGAGUAG
This is a messenger RNA of Durio zibethinus, 996 nucleotides long. RefSeq lists its product as uncharacterized. Lineage: Eukaryota; Viridiplantae; Streptophyta; Magnoliopsida; Malvales; Malvaceae. The record is from RefSeq and is a predicted model, not a curated record.